GCUAUUUUAAUUUUUAAGGGUCAAGGUUACGACUGUCCUCUAGAAUAUUAUUUAAAACAUGAGCUUGAAAUUAGCCCCAAUCAUCCGAUUAUUCACCAUACGCCUUUCAUCUACUGCCUCUUCGAAGUCUGCAGCGGGAGAGCCAGCCCAAUCUGUGAAAACUGCAAAUGCAGCCCAGAAAACUAAAACCGAAUCAGCUAAGCAAACUUCAUCCUAUCAACCGAAGAGAGAGCCACACGGCCUUUAUUCAUAUUACGAUUUGGAUUCCGCCUGCGAUCCACAUAGGCAAGAACAACCGGCUAGUUUGAGGAAGUAA
Molecule: messenger RNA, 316 nt
Organism: Dimorphilus gyrociliatus
Lineage: Eukaryota; Metazoa; Annelida; Polychaeta; Dinophilidae
Source: the annotation of a GenBank genome assembly